AUGUCUAACGAAUAUGAAUCAAAAAUCUUGUUUGCUAUUUAUCGUCUAUUUAAGUCUGAAUAAAUUAAUGAAGACUAAAGAGGAGAACUAAAAGGUAAAAUAUUAAUGACCGUAUUAAGAUCUUCUAAUAACAAAGAAUAAUCAAAUAAUGAACCUUAUAGAACCCUAUGAAGAAACCUUGUUAACAAUAUUUGAUAAUAAUUCUGAUAUUACAUCGUAAUGCAGUUAAAAAUCAUACAAACAUUUGAGACCAUCUAAGCUAGAUAUUAGACCUACUUAUAGAAAGUCAUUAUAAGAUAUCUCUUAGAAUAUCAAUCAUUAAAGUCUAUCGACCAUGUUCAAGAAGAAAAAAUUUAUUAAUUGAUUUACUUAUUUAGAC
This is a messenger RNA of Paramecium primaurelia, 379 nucleotides long. NCBI's taxonomy places the organism in Eukaryota, Ciliophora, Oligohymenophorea, Peniculida, Parameciidae. The record is from the annotation of a GenBank genome assembly.